This is a messenger RNA of Schistocerca gregaria, 2192 nucleotides long. RefSeq lists its product as uncharacterized. Gene Ontology annotation, molecular function: DNA binding. The record is from RefSeq and is a predicted model, not a curated record. The coding region runs from base 326 to 1834 and encodes 502 amino acids. The transcript is spliced from 5 exons. NCBI's taxonomy places the organism in Eukaryota, Metazoa, Arthropoda, Insecta, Orthoptera, Acrididae.
UUAUUCCUUUACUAUUGUUACUCCAGAUCAUCUUUCCGCACACAUUCUGAGUUUUGGACGAUAGAAAGAUAUCCAAAUAUCAAUAUAAGUCUGAGCAGCAUUAUAUAGCGCUCUCCCGUUCGUGUUGUUUUGUCUUAGAAAAACCGACCAAGUAUAUUUGAAAAAAACGUGAAACCGCAUAUAGAGUCUAUUGACAGGUUAUAUUUUUCAGUUGAUCUUAUCUUUUUUGGCACUUCCUCAUCAACACGUUCAGCUUUAAUAUAUGCGUUAUUGACUCGGAUAGUCUACCCCUGUUAUACACAUUCUAUUCCCCUAUUUGCUACAGAUGGUAAAAGAGGCAUCUGGUAUGACUACAGCAAAGAAGAACAUGUACGACGUUAUUCUGGAUCUCGAAGAUAUAGAGGCGGCAUCAGUCAUAGCUGAACUUGCGGAGGUCAAAGUCAUUUCACAGAAUUCAUGCAAAACAGCAACAAAAUACAGCGUCGAUCAAAAAUAUGACAACUUGGAUUCAUCUGCAUGGGACUACAAAGUUUCGCCCGCCAUGCAAGGCACAGAAAGUUUAGAGAAGCCUUCCGAGGAAUACAGGCAAAUUUGUAAAGACACGAUAGGUCUAAUAAGAAGGUGCAGGCAAGUUAAAGGAGACUUUGAUGACACUUUGCUAUCAAUAAGUCACUUCGAAAAAAAGUAUGCUGGAGCAUUCAAAAGAUGCAUAGACUUUUUAAAGGACCUGAAAUAUAUUGAGUGUAGGGACAAAAACUCUGCCAAAGUCAGUUUUCAUUUCAGAAAUUUGAUCAGCUUGGAGCUCUACCUUAUGCAAAAGUUUGGUGUUGAGCCCGCAGAACUUCCAGAAUUAGAUCCCAAUCGCUCUCCUGUUGUGUUGAAAAGUUCGCAACAACAAUUGAGCAACGAAUUUCCCCGCAACACCCAGAAUUUUGAAUAUCCGGUAUUUUUUCCUGGACCGUUGCCCAUUGUCACAGAAAACGUCACUUCUACAGAUGGAAGCAACGGCAUCGGUUCUUUCUAUAGAAAAAACGUGGAUGUCGGUGAUGUGGGCAUUGUCCCAUUUAUUGCCGUAGCGGGUGACUGCAGGACGAACGGCAACAUGUCUCUUCUGCCGCUUACAUCUCCGACCUACAUCGUCUACAAUACUAUGAAUUCAUGUGAAGCAAAUCAAAUGCCCUAUCAUUUGAAUUACGGCCAACGUCCUGGUGCACCUUACCUUACAAGCGAAUUUUUGUAUAUGCCAUGUUCCAAGUCGAAGGAAGAUUUUUCUGCAGAAGUGAAAAGCACAGGCGUCACAGGCAUUGAGUUAGCGCCGUCUGAAAAGUCCUCAGAAGACAGUGCGAAGGUACCAUCACUGAACUUGGUAAGAAAACAAGUUGAAUCGACUUCGAAAAGUGACAAGACAGGAGCAAAAAGCAGGAAUUCGUCCGGAAACAAACAAGUGCAACAGGAUUUUCUAGAUAAGACAAGUUCGAAAAAGAAGACCAAAACUGUUGAGGCAACGGAGUCUCAUACUGUCCAGAAGAAAAGACUUUAUGAAGAACAAAAAAGUACAUCGCAGCACGAUAUCAACGACCCUAUGUCCUUAGAUGAACCUUCCAUUUCGUCUUCCAGAACACCUAAUUCGACCCACCGGCCUGCCAAGAAGACACGGCUUACUGUAAGCGUAGAGGAGAGAGACAUUCUUGAGCAGUUUUACAACCAAAAUCAGUAUCCAUCACGACAUCGGUAUAAUGAAAUUCGAAAAAUUAUGGGUUGGAGUUCAAGUCGUCGCAUCACAAAGUGGUUUAAUAAUCGGCGGUACAACACAAAGCAAAAAAGGAAAUCAUAGCAUUCGGAUAGCGCCAGACGGGAAGGAUUCGUAUAUAGGUAUACUCGGACAUACGUACUUUGGGUUUGUAUCAUCAUGUAUUUUCACUAAAUAUAUAAAGCAUAGAAAAUAACUUUUUGCCGUUUUGUUCUGUUGCUCUUUGUCUGUGUUUUUCAUGUGGAUGUGUAUUUGUACACAUAUGCGCUUGUAUGUUGCUGAUGGUCGAAACUGAGUUCGACAUUUUAUCUUCUCCAAGAGCUGAGUCACUGCUUCAAAAUGUACUAAUCUUGGACUGCCACCAUAGUAGCCAAUUCACAUACAAUUCUGGUGCGAGUCUAUUGAGCUGGGCAUGUCCUUGCCAGUCUGGAGACUCAAAAAU